AUGGGUCGAGAACCAGAUUACCAAACGUCCUACCAAUGUAACUCAAAAUGGAAUCUUGUUAACAAACUCGUGACACAUUGGAACAAAAUUUACACAAACUUCGAAAAGCAAUGGGCUAGCGGUGAAAGUAAAACGAGUUUGUUGAAAAAAACGCACGCGACAUUUCAAGGUGACAUGUUGAAGCCUUUUAAGUUCAUUCAUGUGUGGGAAGUUGUCAAAAGAAACAUUAGGUGGAAGGAGUUUGCAACACAUGAAGACAUUGCUAAUCCGCCAAAAAGAAGUCGAACAUCUUCAUAUUCAAGCUCACAACAAAUAUCAUUGGAUGGUCACAUUGGCGUUGAUCUUAAUGAUGAUAACGGCGACAUCGAAGAACUACGCCUGCCUCUUCGUCCCAUGGGAAGGGACAAAGCAAAAGCUCGAGGAAAAGGAAAAGGAAAAACGACAUCAUCAAAUCGUCAGUCGGAACGGAGCAGUCAACUAGAUCGGAGGAAAUGA
This is a messenger RNA of Lactuca virosa, 495 nucleotides long. NCBI's taxonomy places the organism in Eukaryota, Viridiplantae, Streptophyta, Magnoliopsida, Asterales, Asteraceae. The record is from the annotation of a GenBank genome assembly.